AUGGCACCUAAGAGACCUUUUUCAGCUGAUGCAAACGAGACGGAAAUUAUUUUAGAUAAUAAGAAACGAGUCACUGUACGGAGAUUCAAGAAUAUCAACUUGGUUGACAUUCGUGAGUACUGGACUGACGCUAAAGGCAAACGCAAUCCGUCACAGAAGGGGAUUUCGCUAACUGAAGACACUUAUAUUGAAUUGAUCAAAGCUCACAAUAAGAUCCAGAAUGCUUUGGAUAAGUUGAAUAGUGGAGAUAAUGACGCGGGUGCAAGUAACAAAAAGAAACCAAAAAUCGAUAUUGGAAAGGUUAACGAGAAAAAGAGUGAAAAAGAGGAUGGCAAAGAAGCUCAAGCUGGAAGUGAAGCUGCUGCAGAGAAUGCAGGUGAAGAUUAG
Lodderomyces elongisporus is the source of this 387-nucleotide messenger RNA. Its product is annotated as chromatin-binding transcription coactivator. The transcript has a single exon. Gene Ontology annotation, molecular function: transcription coactivator activity; DNA binding. The coding region runs from base 1 to 387 and encodes 128 amino acids. Gene Ontology annotation, biological process: positive regulation of transcription initiation by RNA polymerase II. Lineage: Eukaryota; Fungi; Ascomycota; Pichiomycetes; Serinales; Debaryomycetaceae. Gene Ontology annotation, cellular component: nucleus; transcription regulator complex. The record is from RefSeq and is a predicted model, not a curated record.